This is a messenger RNA of Eriocheir sinensis (Chinese mitten crab), 2528 nucleotides long. It is a transcript of the gene Sap30, whose product is annotated as histone deacetylase complex subunit SAP30 homolog. Lineage: Eukaryota; Metazoa; Arthropoda; Malacostraca; Decapoda; Varunidae. Bases 448 to 957 code for a protein of 169 amino acids. Gene Ontology annotation, cellular component: histone deacetylase complex. The record is from RefSeq and is a predicted model, not a curated record. Gene Ontology annotation, biological process: regulation of DNA-templated transcription. The transcript is spliced from 5 exons. Gene Ontology annotation, molecular function: transcription coregulator activity; protein binding.
UGGUGUGUGUUUCUGGUAUUAGUGUGUGUUUCUGGUGCUGAAUAAGUGGUGUUUCUAGUAUUAGUGUGUGUUUCUGGUGUUGAAUAAGUGAAGUAUUACCGUUUUUUGAGUUUUCUGGUAUAUUGUGUGGUUGAAUAAGUGGAGUGUUACUGGGUUUUUAUGUGUGUUUCUGGUAUUAGUGUGUGUUUCUGGUGUUGAAUAAGUGGUGUUUCUGGUGUUGUUAGGUAAAGUUCAAUAGUAUACCACCACCACCGCCUCCGCGUUAUUGGAACUAAACAAACUUGAAAGGGAAAGCUCAAAGUGGAGGAAGGCAGCUGUCCACGGAGGAGCGUCCCGAGAGCCCCGCGCCGCCCGCCACCCUCACAUUUUUCAGCACCACUCCUUCCCUGCUCACCUCCCUGCCCCAUGACCUCCUCUCCAGCCUCUAGAUGAGCCAGCUGAGCCAAGAUGAAUGGCCUAAGCACAGAGGAGGAUUCCGGUUCCCAGCAUGACCAGGUGUGCUGUUUAGUUGAUGCAGGUGAACGCUGCACCCAACUAGCUGGAAAUGCUGCCUACAAUAAGAGGAUACAAAAAACUGUUGCACAGAGGAAGCUACGGCUGCACAUGGACUCUGCUUCCAGUCACAACUACAUUUGCGAGUACCACAAAGGUGUCAUCCAAAGCGUGCGAGUGAAGCGGAAAAGGAGAGAUUCUGAGGAGGACGCUGGAGACUUUGACGGGGAUCACCCAGAAGUGGAGCUUUAUAACUUGCAGGUGAACACACUUCGGAGGUACAAGCGGCACUACAAAAUACCAACGAGGCCGGGGCUGAAUAAGGCUCAGUUGGUUGAUAUCCUCAUGAAACACUUCAGGACGGUGCCAGUCGUGGAGAAGGAAUGUCUCACCUACUUCAUCUACAUGAUCAAGGCCAACCGCUCCAAGUUUGACCAGAGAAAUGGGUCGAAUAUUGAUACCUGACCAGGAUUAUAGAAGCUCACUGGCAACACCCGUAUACACAUUGGCAGUGAUCAGUGAUGUAAUUUUUCCUUAUAGGAUGUGCAAUGUCAUUUUUCACUUGGUAACAUAGAACCAAACCCUUCUUUUGCAAGGGAUGUGUUGCUUUAAUACUGAUAGAGGCAUGGGAUUUUUGUUUCUUUUGAUGCAGAAAUUCUGUGAAAGAUGUGUCAGUGAUUGUCAAGAGAGCGCAUGUCUUGGGAGUAACCAUGGAGCAGUGUGUUCAUCUCAGAUUAAAACUAUGGCUAUGGGCUUUGAGUUGGUAUGAUAGGUAUUUUAAAUGUUUUAAAUUUUUAGAAUGGAUUUCUAUCACUAUUCCAUGUAAUAAAUACAGAUAUUCUCUCAGUUCUUCACCCACUCAUUAAACAGGAAAUACAAACAUCUUCACAGUCAGUAGCAAAGAAAUGUAGUCUAUGUAGACAUAAGACACUUGUGUUCUAUCAUUAUGAUUUUUUUGAUUUUCACAUAUAUUUGUUAUUAACAAUUACAAAGACUCAUAUGUGUGUUCUUAACUAUGCUCAGUUAUCAUUAAUCAAAGCCCCGUGAGUUUAAAAGCUCAAACUUCGGAUGCCAUAUCCACAGAUUAGGUUGAUUUACCUUUCAACAUGUUCCAAGAAAAUCAGCAAUCUAUCACAAUAAUUGCUGGUAUAUUUAUAGCCGAAGAAGCUAAAUUUGAGCUACCUUAGUCAUAGCACUACAGUACUUAACCACUACUUCCAGAAUUCACCAUCUGACUGAGUGCAACAAAUGUUUUCGCUUCACAACCUUGGCUGACAAUAAUUUCUGUUGUCAUUCAACCAUUUAUACUUUCAUGUUUAUGUGAAACUCUUAACCAACCAAUGUUAUUUAUGACCAAUAUUCUAUGUUCAGAUAAACAUGAAGAAUCAACCUUUUCCCUUUUGCCCUUAGAAGUUAGAGGUAUAUCACUGAUGUACUGAAAGUAAGCUUUUUCUGACUUCUCUUCCAGAAACAAGUGGAUGGUUGUUUCUUAAAAAGUGUAUUUGAUGGAUGGAUGUUGUGUGGAAGUGGUUGGGGUUCAUCUGUCAGGUUGAUAUGACUAGGGGAUAGUAAAAAAGUAUUUACUGUCAUAAUCAAAUAUACAUAUUUCACUUAUUUCCAUUAAAGUUUACCUUAAGUUUACUAUAGGUCUCACUUGGUGGGAAGUGGCUGUUUACAUUGAGUGAAUGAAUAUAUCAAAAGUGAUGAAAUGUGUUGGUUGUAUGUCAGUAGGAAAUGAAUUUAUGUCUAGUCUUGAAACAGUUAUGUAAUAUAAAAUUAUGUACAGUAUUGCAAUGCUACUUCAAUAUAUGUAUAUCAUCUAGGACGUUUGCAUAUUAUGUUUUAUAUUAAUGUAAAUUGAUCAUUCAGGAUUUAAUAUGGAAAACUGCAGACCAGCAUUACUAGUGUCUUCACUAACACAUUCUUUCUUGAAAUUGUAAUUUUAUGAUCUCUGAAGACCUGUUGAUAUCAAAGAAAUGACAUUAGUGAAAGUUUUAAUAAGGACUUUAUUAGUUUCUUUAAAACAAAGAAUCUUA